GACUCGAACUGGAAAGUUAGAAAGCAAAAAUAUCCCAUGGGAACUGCGUAGCGUAGAGGCUAAGGAAGCAGAGCAAAAGCAAGCAAAUUGCAAUGGGACUUCUUUCGAAUAGUAUCAAGAGAGAUGUGUUAAGGCCAGGGGAUCAUAUCUACUCGUGGAAAAACGCUUACCUAUAUGCCCAUCACGGCAUAUACUUUGGUGAUGAAAAGGUGAUACACUUCACUCGGGGAUCAGGCCAAGAAAUUGGCACAGGAACUGUGUUAGACCGUCUUAUUUUCAGCUUGUCUCCUUCUCGUCCUUCAGAUAAUCCGUGCCCAAAAUGUGGAGAUCAAUCAAGGCUUGAUGGUGUCAUCUCAUCCUGCAUCGAUUGUUUUCUAUCAGGUGGCUAUCUCUACCUCUUUGAGUAUGAUGUCUCUCCAGCUCUCUUCAUUGCUAAACCACGAGGUGGCACCUGCACCCUUGCCAAACCCGACCCACCAGAAGAUGUCCUUCACCGUGCUUCUUUCCUCUUGCUAAAUGGUUUUGGUGGAUAUCACAUUUUCAAGAACAACUGUGAGGAUUUUGCAAUCUACUGCAAGACAGGCUUGCUCGUGAUGACAAGCCUCAGUGUUGGUCGAAGUGGGCAGGCUGCUUCCUUCUUAGCUGCUACUAGUGCUAUUGUUUCUUCACCACUUCGAUUUCUAACAACCAGCUUUAGCGGCCUGGCAGCUGUGGGAUAUGGGAUGUAUUGUGUCAGCCGGCUCGUUUCUGAUAUCGGAGUUCGUCGCGACGUGUCAAAAAUCCCUGUUGAGCGACUUGUUUCCUCUUCCGGCUCAAUAGAGUCAGAAGCUGUGGCUGACCUGGCCAAGGAAAAUUAAUUUUAUCCCUUACCAACACCGAACUGUGUGGAGUACUAGAAAUGUUUUACUAUGGAUGCUUGAUAGCUGCAACUCUAGCUGCAAAAGCUUGGAUUUGGAGGCCAUCCGCAUCUCCCACAGGCUUAUUCGUUGAAUGCAUUAUAUUUUGUGUACUGUGAAAAUGCUUGUUAUGAAAGAAUUGGCAUCAUAUCGUUAAUUCAUGAACUAGUUUGGUGUCUGUGCUUCCUCUAUGUUAUACACAAACAUAUAUGCAAUGUAAAUUGCUGACGUUGGUUAGUUUCA
This is a messenger RNA of Populus nigra (black poplar), 1139 nucleotides long. RefSeq names its product protein LEAD-SENSITIVE 1-like. The record is from RefSeq and is a predicted model, not a curated record. The transcript has 2 exons. Lineage: Eukaryota; Viridiplantae; Streptophyta; Magnoliopsida; Malpighiales; Salicaceae. Bases 93 to 857 code for a protein of 254 amino acids.